UAGAUCGGGGCACGCAAUCGGGCUGUCAGGAGAGCGUCAGCUUAUUAGGCAAGUUCUGCGUGAUUCCAGGAGAGGGUCUAAGCUAUAAAAAUCCCGCGCCCCGGCUCUGAUUAGUACCAAAUCUGAUCCCAAGUUCGCCAGGAGCCGGCUCCGAGGUAGAGGAGAGGAAGGGACCGCCGGGCACCGCCGAGUCCCGCCGCCGCCCGCCCUGCCCUGCCGCCGCCGCCGCCCCAGGUUUGGGCCCCGAUCAUGAAGAUCCCGCUGCUGGUCUCCACGGGAAUCCUGCUGGUCGCCCUCCUGCCCUGCCAGGAGUGCAGAGCUCUCAGCAAGAGCCCGGCAGCCGCCUCUGGGGCUCUGCGCCAGCCAGAUUUCUUCCAGCUGCAGCAGCAACAGCAGCAGCAGCAGCAAACUCUGCCCGUCCUGCUCCGCAUGGGAGAAGAGUAUUUCCUGCGCCUGGGCAACCUUCACAAGAGACCCGUUGGCUCUUUCUCCGCCUCCUCCAGCAGCACCAGUCACCUACAGCCCGAAGCCUCCGCCAGCAACUUUUUCCGGGCGGCGGUUCAACAGCUGCAGCAGCUGCCCGAGCGCUCGCCGGGGAACCGAGAGGACGGCGAAGCCGAGGGUGAGGCCGUGGAGAGGGAGAAGCGAUCCGAGGAGCCCCCUAUUUCUCUGGAUCUGACUUUCCACCUCCUGCGAGAAGUCUUAGAGAUGGCCCGAGCCGAGCAGUUAGCGCAGCAAGCUCACAGCAACAGGAAACUGAUGGAGAUAAUCGGGAAGUGA
Molecule: messenger RNA, 780 nt
Organism: Prinia subflava (tawny-flanked prinia)
Lineage: Eukaryota; Metazoa; Chordata; Aves; Passeriformes; Cisticolidae
Gene: CRH
Product: corticotropin releasing hormone
Exons: 2
Coding region: 250-780 (176 amino acids)
Biological process (GO): positive regulation of cortisol secretion; negative regulation of glucagon secretion; negative regulation of epinephrine secretion
Cellular component (GO): extracellular region
Molecular function (GO): corticotropin-releasing hormone activity
Source: RefSeq, a predicted model, not a curated record